UAAGUUUCGUUUUCGUAUGGUGUCAAAAUUUAUUGCGACUUCCUUCGAGUUGUUUUUGCGAUAAAAUUAAAUAAAAUUUCUAAAAACUACAAAAUGGCCUUUCUUCAACGAGUAUCGAGUUUACGCAAAUGUGUGAGCCUCAAUGGGCUUAGCAGUGUGCAAACCGCUUCUUAUCACGCUAAUGUUAUAGACCACUACGAGAACCCUCGCAAUGUUGGUUCUAUGGAUAAGAAGGACAAGAACGUGGGCACCGGCCUGGUGGGGGCUCCCGCAUGCGGAGAUGUCAUGAAACUUCAGAUCAAAGUCGACGCCGAUGGAAAAAUUAUCGACGCGAAGUUCAAAACAUUCGGAUGCGGCUCGGCCAUUGCUUCUAGCUCUCUGGCAACAGAAUGGGUGAAAGGGAAAACCGUUGACGAAGCCCUGAAGCUGAAGAAUACCGACAUAGCUAAGGAACUGUCUCUUCCUCCCGUCAAACUGCACUGUUCUAUGCUUGCUGAAGAUGCCAUCAAGGCGGCCCUGUCAGACUACAAAAUCAAGAACCAACAAAAACAGUAGAAAACAGUAGCAUACACACGGGAACAGAUCUGUGAUUGAAGGAAGAUUGAAAUAAUGGAGUCUGCAGUUGUAGGAAGUUGUGUAACUUUAUAAAGUCCAUUUGUUUCUAAUAGAGAAUGCAAAAACAGAGGGCUUAUAUUUUCUUAGUUGUUUAGGUAGUAGCAGAAUGCAUAACUUUAUAUUUGCUUUAAAAGCUUUAUAAAAAUAGGUUCUGAACUUCUUUAUGAAUACUAAAAAGAUAAAAUGAUUGAUGAUCAAAACUAAUAAAAUACAUUAAUUAUUAAUGCCCUCAAAUCUGGAAACUUUAAAGGGUUAUGAAUAUUAUUGUAUGUUUUGUUAAACCUAAAGUACAUGUUAUUUGUGUUGUAAAUAAAUGAUAAUGACAAAAAAUUA
Plutella xylostella (diamondback moth) is the source of this 948-nucleotide messenger RNA. It is a transcript of the gene IscU, whose product is annotated as Iron-sulfur cluster assembly enzyme. Lineage: Eukaryota; Metazoa; Arthropoda; Insecta; Lepidoptera; Plutellidae. Gene Ontology annotation, biological process: iron-sulfur cluster assembly. The record is from RefSeq and is a predicted model, not a curated record. Gene Ontology annotation, molecular function: iron ion binding; iron-sulfur cluster binding.